AUGAACAAGCUUGACCUGCCAUUCCACACCUAUUAUGAGUGGAUUGACAGGGCAGCCUCCACAGCUCAGCUUCAGGCCCCGGCUGACAGGGCAGUGGUGGAGGCGACUCCGAUAUGCAAGACCGAGGACUGCGGAACUAAUAAAACUAUUUUCCCUUUUUUUUGCAAUAGCUUUUACCUCUUGGCUGUGACCUCCCAGGCUGUAGGGGGCACCACAGAGACGCUAUGUAUCACGGUGGACCCCUAUAAAGAAGUCUCACUGGAAGUGAACCUGGAGCUUAAUGGCAACAGAGUGGUACUUCUGAAGGAAAAAUCUAUUAAACAAGAAUACUACCGCUGUAUCCCGUUCCAGGUUCCUGUCGUAAGCGUGGAAUCAGUGGCGUCUAUUGACAUUCAGAUAAAUGGAGAAAGCACAUUCCUGAACAAGACAACAAAGAUCCUCAUCAAACCUCCGACUUCUCUGAUUAUCAUUCAGACGGAUAAACCCAUCUACAAACCAGGACAAACUGGUAACACUGUCUACAUGGAUUUUCACACUUCCUGCCUUCUGUUUUUUUCCGACAAUAGAAGUGCAGAUCUAAGAGCAGUGUAUUUUGUUUUUAUUUUAUUUCAGGACCCAAAUUCGAACCGCAUUGGUCAGUGGCAGAACGUGCCCUCGUACGGCAGUUUUGUGGAUCUGUCAUAUCCCUUGAACUCUGAGGCCACACAAGGAAUUUAUGUCAUCACUGUCCGGAGCCAGAAAAAUGAAGAGAACACACAAUCCUUUGAAGUCAAGGACUACGGUCAGGCUCAGUUUAUCUUUAUAAUUGUCCUUAGAAUACCAAAUAUAUCUUAUCUUUAUUUAAUGAUUGGUAAGAACAAUAUUGAUGGAAAUACCAGUUAUUUAGUACUUAUUAGCAGCUGUAUUUUAGCACUGCGUUUAUUGUCUCUUUUAGUUCUGCCCACGUUUGAAGUGACGGUCCAACUUCCUCCAGUCAUAACCAUCCUGGACACACAGGCUACGCUGAAAGUGUGUGCUAAAUAUACAUACGGGAAGCCAGUGAAUGGGACAGUGAAGGCCAAAGUCUGUCAUAACAGCUACAGCUACUUCUGGUUCCCACUAGAAAGCACAACCCUACCAGACAUCUGCAAGGACUAUAUAUUCAAGACUGACAGGACAGGCUGUGGAGAAAUUGUCUUAAAUCUGAAUGAAUAUGCUUUAACUGAUUCACGCUAUGAAGGUGUAAUCAACGUUCAGUGUGAUGUGGAAGAAUAUGGCACUGUUAACCCUGUAGGUGUGACUCUGCCUGCUUCAGCCAGCUCUUUUAUAUCAUCUAAUAUCGUGACAAUUUCAUUUGAGAAUUCACCAACUGUGUUUAAGCUCGGAAUGACGUAUGAAGGACAGGUUAAAGUGACCGGCCCAAACGCCAGUCCAAUGAUAAAUAAAGUAGUGUUUCUGACUGUAAGUUUUGCUAAUGUUAAAAAUUCAGUCCAAAGGCUGGUUACAAAUGACAAAGGCAUCGCAAACUUUUCCCUCGAAACUCAAGAAUGGGGUCUGGAGCAAGUCUCUCUUCAGGCAGAGUAUGAAAUGACCAAAAGACCAGUUUUAUAUGUGGCAAAUCAGCUCACACCAUACUACCCCACAGCCUACCUCUAUCUUCAGCCUUUCUACUCCAAGAGCCUGAGUUUUAUUAAAUUGAGGAGCAGCUCGAUGCCUUUCAGCUGUGAUAAAAAUGCUGUGAUUGAAGCGGAGUACAUGAUACGUGACGAAACACGCAUACGAUCGUAUAUGUCCUUCUUCUACAUGGUGAUGUCUAGAGGACAUUUGGUUCAGCAAGGACGUCUUUUGGUGGCUAUACCCUCAGGAAGAGUAUUUAUCUGUUUUGUAGUGGAGAUCAGAGGCACACUGUUUCUGUCACUGAGGAACAUGCUACAGUUGUCCCCGGUUGCUCAGGUGGUCCUGUACACAAUCCUUUCCAGUGGUGAGGCUGUGGCAGACAGCAUGAAUUUCCCCAUUCAGCUGUGUUUGGCUGACAAGGUGUCUCUGAAUUUCUCACAAUCGUCUGAGCUUCCUGGUGCUAAAGUGUCAUUGAUCCUGAGAGCCACCCCAGGAUCACUGUGUUCAGUGAGGGCCAUCGAUCAGAGUCUGUUAUUGCUGCGACCAGAGGAGGAGCUCAACAUGGAUUCUGUGUUCAACAUGCUGCCUGUGAAGACGUUAUCAGGAUAUCCAUACAACAUCGAUGACGAGUAUUCAUCCCAAUGCUCUGGGAACCCACCCAUCAACAUAUUUGCAAGACUACGGCCAAUUUAUAUACCAACCUACGGAAAAAUCGACGUGUACAAAACCUUUAAAGAUGUUGGAAUCAAAAUCCUCACCAAUGCCAUAGUCAAGAAACCUUCUGAGUGUUUGCCGUUUAUGAGGACUCCAUCCGCAGAUGAGGUAGCCAUGGCUGCGCCAGCCCUCUUUGCCAGAGAUGUUUCAGCUGACUCGAGUUCAUCAACUGGAUCAGUUGCCCCAGUCGUUACGAUCCGCAAAUAUUUCCCAGAGACGUGGAUUUGGGAUCUCGUUUCAGUCAGUCAGACUGGAGCAACUGUCGUUAUUAAAACGGUUCCAGAUUCCAUCACUACGUGGCAGGCUGGUGCAUUUUGUACAUCAUCUGUUGGGUUCGGAGUCGCACCGAAAACCCAGCUCACUGCCUUCCAGCCUUUCUUUGUGAGCCUCACCAUGCCGAGCUCCGUCAUCCGAGGAGAAGUGUUCAUGCUCAAAGCCACCGUCUUCAACUACCUCCAAAGCUGCAUGAUGGUGAACGUGAGUUUGGCUGGCUCAAAGCAGUUCGCAGCACAAGUGUGUAAAAACUGCAGUUACACAAGCUGCCUGUGUGCUGACGAGAGCCAGACCUUCUCCUGGACCAUCACACCACUGGUUCUGGGGGAGGUAAGCAUCAAUGUGACGGCGGAGGCUGUGCAAUCAUCGACUCGGUGUGGGGCGAGUGCAGUUACUGUACCACAGAAAGGACGCAUCGACAUGGUCAUUAAAACACUGCAAGUGAAGGCUGAGGGAACCAAACUAUGUAAAAGCAACAGUGAACUUCUCUGUCCAGAUGGUAUUGUUCAGACGAAUGUCUCACUGAUUCUGCCUGCGGUGUUCGUGGAAGGUUCAGCCAUGGCCUCAGUCUCUGUCCUGGGAGAUCUGAUGGGCAGAGCGCUACAGAACCUGGCGAGUCUCCUGGCGAUGCCGUACGGCUGUGGAGAGCAAAACAUGCUGGUCUUCGCCCCCAACAUCUUCAUCCUGCUGUACCUGGAGAGCACCAACCAGCUCACGCCCCAGAUCAGGAGCACUGCCAUGACCUACCUCGUGAGCGGAUAUCAGAGAGAACUGACCUACAAACACACUGAUGGAUCUUACAGUGCUUUUGGGAUGAGUGAUCGAUCAGGCAACACAUGGUUGACGGCGUUCGUGAUGAAGUCUUUCGGAAGUGCCAAGCGAUAUAUUUUUGUAGAUCAGGUGUUUGUAGAUCAGGCGAAGGCCUGGCUCGGUCAGCAGCAGCAGGCUAACGGAUGCUUUGCCUCAGUGGGACAACUCAUCCACACUGACAUGCAGGGAGGGGUGAAUGAUGAGGUGACUCUCUCGGCGUACGUCGCAGCUGCAAUGCUGGAGCUCAAUUAUACAAGUGCAGAUCCUGUGGUGAACAGGAGUCUCGCGUGCCUGAGGAAUGCGUACACUCAGGUGAACGCCACCUACGCCAAGGCUCUCCUUUUCUACGCCUUCACUCUAGCUGGAGAUCAGGCGAUGAGGAACACGCUCAUCUCAGACCUGGAUGCAAAGGCCAUAGUCUCAGGGGGCGGGAGGCACUGGAGCAGAGUGGAUAGUGGGUCUGUGACGGACUCUUUGGAGGUGGAGAUUACCUCGUAUGUGCUUCUGGCUCUGAUGUCUGGACCCCAGCUCUCCGGGUUUGGCCUGGGUUACAGCAGCAGCAUCGUCCGUUGGCUUUCUCAGCAGCAGAACCCCUUUGGGGGCUUCAGGUCUACACAGGACACUGUCGUGGCUCUCCAGGCUCUGGCGAAAUACAGUAUCAUCACCUACAGUCCAGCAGGAGAUGUUAAUGUUACUAUAACAUCACCAUCAGGGGUGAUUAACACGUUUAACAUCAAUCAGAGUAACAGGCUGCAGUAUCAGGAGAGUCAGCUGGAGGAGGUUCCUGGAGAUUACAACGUCACAGCACAAGGGAAAGGCUGUGUGUACGUGCAGUUCACUUUGUGCUACAAUGUCCCUCCUCCUCCUGACCAGUCUGCAUUUACUAUCUCGGUCUCAGCAUCUGGAAAAUGCAAGGUCCCAAAUCUAUCUUUUGAAGUGACCAUUAGUGUCAGGUAUAACGGUCAACGAUUGGUGACCAACAUGGUGAUCAUUAACGUCAAGCUUCUGUCUGGAUUCAGUGCGGACAAGACGUCUGUGAUGCUUGUGAACAGCAGUCCAAAUUUGACUGAUGGAUCUGUGAAACGUGUGGAUCAAGCUGAUGGUGAAGUCAUUAUCUACCUGAAUGGACUGACAAAAGGAGUGGAGAAGGUGUACACCCUGAGGAUCGUGCAGGACAUUGCAGUGGCGAACCUGAAACCAGCCGUUGUGAAGGUUUACGACUACUACGAGACCGGUGACUCGGCUGUAACUGAAUACGCCUCACCAUGCACUUAA
Ictalurus furcatus (blue catfish) is the source of this 4668-nucleotide messenger RNA. Its product is annotated as alpha-2-macroglobulin-like protein 1. The coding region runs from base 1 to 4668 and encodes 1555 amino acids. NCBI's taxonomy places the organism in Eukaryota, Metazoa, Chordata, Actinopteri, Siluriformes, Ictaluridae. Gene Ontology annotation, cellular component: extracellular region. The record is from RefSeq and is a predicted model, not a curated record. The transcript has 34 exons. Gene Ontology annotation, molecular function: endopeptidase inhibitor activity.